GCACAAUGUUAGCGGCACGCGGGCUAGCUUGACUAUUGCUAUCCUGUGGAUAAGGAAGUGUUUCUCACGUCUCUGAUUAAAAUUGUGCCUUCUUUGUGUCGAGGUGGGGACAUUGAGGUGUACCAGCAGCCCAUUGGAAGCAUGCAGAUGCACACAAAGACUGUAGCUCCCUUUGGACACCACUGGGGAAACCUUACAGAGACCACACAGCAGCUGGGUAUAUAUUAAGACUGGGUGGAGAGGAUGUCCUCGCCAGUAUACUACAACCAUGACAGUGCCAUCCGCUUUAAGAAGAGAAAAGCUCGAUUUUCUUUCAGUGAAGUCCACGUGCUGCUGGAUGAAGUGAGGAAGAAUCGUUCGGUUGUUGUGGGCAAAUUCAACCGAGGAAUACCAACCGAUGCAAAGAAGCGCAUCUGGGCAGAGAUAACUGCACGUGUCAACGAGAUUGGGGAGUGCCAACGUGAGGUCAUAGAGGUCAUCAAGAAGUGGUCUGACCUAAAGUGUGACACCAAACGCAAAGUGGCAGCCAUGCGCUCAGGGACUGUUCCCAACAGAGGUCUGAACUCACGUCUUUCCCGAGACCUCACUCAAACGGAGAAGAUAGUUCUUCAGAUUCUUGAGAUGGACGAAGACGACCAGAGCACUGGAGAGUGCGGUCCACUGGGAGAUGAUGAUGAUGUUCCCGAGGAAGAGGAGGAGAUGGAAGAGGAAGAUAUGAUGGGAAUGCAGAGUUCUCCUAACGGAGGGGUUGACCUGGCAUCCAUGCCGCCACCACCUUCAUACGGGGACUCAUCACAGCCAGCUUAUGAUGUGCAGUAUGAGGUACCCCCAAGAGAAGAUACCGAAACCCCAUUUGGAGAUUCGGAUGAAGAUCAAAGAGAUGACGUGCUUCCCUCCACUCAGCCAGCAAAAUCAGGCAUAGCACAUCAAGUUAACAAUGGCAUCCAUAAACACGCACAACCUCAGAUGUCUUCCGGAGCGCCCGCUUCGGCGCCAAUGCUUCCUACGAUGGGUCAGCUGCCACACAACUCGAGGGACAGCCUGCUGCAAAAUGCCUCCCUGAGCCUGCAGGAGCAGCAUGCCACCAACAUGCUGCUGGAGACCGUGUCACGCUCCCUUGAGCUGCUGGCGGAGUCGGUGCAGCAGCUGGCAGAGACUCAGCAGGAGUUUGUGCGGGAGUCGCUGCAGCUGCAGCGGGAGACGGUGCAGGUUCUCAGAGACUUCACGGGUGGAGCCAUCUCCCUCAUGCACGAUAAACUGAAUGGACGGCCAGCUUUAUAACACAAUUCAUAGAUGUUGAUAAGCUGCAUCACUGACUUUGUGCUUGGCCCUCAGGUGCAGGAACAUUAAGUUCUGUUGGUUGGAACGUCUGCUUACUGUACUUUAUUUUAAAACUUUAUUGGUACAAACAAAAUAAUACCAUGGAGAGUUUUUUUAUUUGCUACUGAAGGUGGGAUUCCUCCCACUUGAAUUUUCUAAAUUAAACACCACAUUUAAAACAUUUAUUUUAAUGUCAUCAUUGUAAAAAUAAACAACUGAUUUUUCUUUUAAAAAAAAUCUUAAAAUGUCAUUUUGUGUGUUUUGCUGUAGCUUUCCUUUGCCUCGGUGUCUGGAGAUUACCACAUGUACUGUCAUGGUUGAGUGGACGUCUGCACCUGACCAUCAUAUGGUCCCUAAAUCUAGGAGCUAAAUAAGCUGUUAUUGGAUGCAUUGAAAAGAACUAUAUGUAAAGCGUUUGUGAUUGUGUGAUCUUUGUUUUUUUAUAUUACACAAACACUUGAAAGGUUCCAAUGAGUUCUUUUGAAUAUGAAAUAAACCCCAUAUGUAGUAAAACCGAA
Girardinichthys multiradiatus is the source of this 1838-nucleotide messenger RNA. RefSeq lists its product as uncharacterized. Lineage: Eukaryota; Metazoa; Chordata; Actinopteri; Cyprinodontiformes; Goodeidae. The record is from RefSeq and is a predicted model, not a curated record. Bases 244 to 1281 code for a protein of 345 amino acids. Gene Ontology annotation, cellular component: nucleus. The transcript is spliced from 6 exons.